AUGCAAGUAAGACCCUUAAAGAGUAAAAACAAGACGGAGGUUGCGAGCGCACUAAAAUCGGUGUUAAAUACUGAGGAUGCUAAAGGUUUAACUCACCUCUUCACCGAUGCAGGGCGAGAGUUUGUAAAUAAUACAGUGAACGGCUUACUGCGCGAACAUAAGAUGCAGUGGUAUACCACGCAUUCGAAGGAAAUAAAGGCUAGCAUUGCAGAGAGACACAUCAGAACCCUCAAGGAACGCAUAUAUAAAUAUUUAACCUUAAAAGAUACGCUGAGGUAUAUCGACGUUCUCCCGGAUAUUGUUUUAGCCUAUAAUGAGCGCGCGCACGCGGGUUUGAAAGGCGCCGCGCCACUGGACGUGCACCGCCAUUACACGCGGGCGCAGUGUCAACGUCUCUUUCGACAAAUGUAUGCUCGUUCAUUGAAUGUGCAUAUAAAAAAGGACCGAUCGCAUGCUAGCAAUCAGAAUAUAAAGGUUGGGGACACUGUGCGCAUCGCAGCGCGCUCUCGUACCGACGCAUUUCGCAAGGGAUAUGAAAUACAAAAUACGGAGGAGAUAUUUAAAAUUCGACAGAUUGACAAUCGUCAGAACAUAGUCGGGUAUUAUCUGGAAGAUUUAAGCGGCGAAGAAGUCAAGUCCACGGUCGACCGACAUCUGACCCACCUGGUCUCUGACCUCACCUCGAACGGUAAUGAUACUAACAAGAUUAAUGAUGGUGUCAACAAGAACAUAUUAGAAUCGCCUCCGGAUAUCGCCAUGGCAGCUAAAAAUACCAAGCGUGUGUAUGUAAGACGCAAUAACGACAUAAACAUGAGUGAGAACGGAGAACUCUUCAGCAACGCGUCCUCGCGCGCGAGCACAAGCAGUGCGUCCAACAACAGCAACACCAGCAGCGACGAUGAAGAAAAUUCAAAGUUCUAG
Molecule: messenger RNA, 921 nt
Organism: Penaeus vannamei (Pacific white shrimp)
Lineage: Eukaryota; Metazoa; Arthropoda; Malacostraca; Decapoda; Penaeidae
Source: RefSeq, a predicted model, not a curated record